Sceloporus undulatus (fence lizard) is the source of this 2236-nucleotide messenger RNA. It is a transcript of the gene TIPARP, whose product is annotated as TCDD inducible poly(ADP-ribose) polymerase. The record is from RefSeq and is a predicted model, not a curated record. Gene Ontology annotation, molecular function: NAD+ poly-ADP-ribosyltransferase activity; metal ion binding. The transcript has 5 exons. Lineage: Eukaryota; Metazoa; Chordata; Lepidosauria; Squamata; Phrynosomatidae. The coding region runs from base 87 to 2069 and encodes 660 amino acids.
GUCUGGCUCUUGCAACGUGCUGGGAACUUGCAGAGUGACUCAGAAGAGGGUGGGGGUGGGAGGCCAAAGAAGGAAUCUGAACAGGGAUGGAAACUGAGCUGGAACCUGCCUGUGUAGUUCAGCAGGCCCACUGCCAGGAAAUGCAGCAUUCUACUGCUUCAGAGGUCUUCCCUCCGCCGAUGAGGAUUCCUGAGAAGAUACCACCAAUCAAGCCUUGUUUUAAGAAGAAGCAGCAAGGGCAGAAAAGGUUGGAUACUGAAACCCUGCGGGCCUUGCGGCCAAUCUUCACCAGCUUGCUUGGCACUGGUACCUUGGAUGGAAUCUUUGUGCCCAGGGGACAGAACAGUGGGCAUAGUAAUUUGUGUGAAUCUGUUGUGAAAAAGAACUUGGGGAUUACAGCUCCGUGCCCACAGCCAGAUAACAGUGUUCCGGUCUUGGUGCCUGGAGCCACAGGUGUUCAGGGACAAAUCUCAGAUGGACAUCCUGAGCAGGAGGCCCAAACUGAUGAGCAGGGCUUCCCCUCUGUUACCUCUCCUGCUCAUGAGCCAUUCCAGGACCUCUCCUUGCACGCUGCCUCCAACAGUGCUGCUGCUGCCUUUCUUUCAUGCCCUGGCAAGAUACUUGAAGGUUACUCUCCUGGACUGAUCCGGGACAACAACAGCUGCCUAGCCCAGUGUAACACAAACCCAAGUGAUAAGUUUGGAGCUGGGCUUUUCCAGAACAAAAGUGAGGAGGCAUCUCUUGACUUGAUCUUUGAACUCUUGAACCAGCUGCAAUAUCACACCCACCAGAAAGACGGAAUUGACAUCUGCGUGGAUUUUCUGCAAGGUAUUUGUGUAUAUGGUAGCGAUUGUCCCAAACAUCACACAGUUCUGCCAUAUCACUGGCAAGUCAGGAGGACUGCAUCCCAAGUGUGGCAGAGUGUGACCACUGACUCACAGGAGCAUCUGGAAAGAGUCUACUGCAAUCCAGACAAUGACAAGGUCAAAGUAAGAUACCGGGGUCAUGAGUUUCUAGUAGACUUGAAUACUUUGACACUUUACGAUACAACUGAAUUUGACCAGCUGAGGAGACUGUCAACACCUGGGUGUACAAGUGCCAAUUCCAACUACUACACGAUCUGGAAAUAUUUCUGCAGGGAUCACUUUGGCUGGAGAGAAUAUUCAGAGCCUGUUGUACGAUUGAUAGAAGAAGCCAACUGCCGAGGGCUGGCAGAAGUUCGGUUUGUUACAUGGCACAAUCGUUACAUCUUGAACAUUAAAGAUGGCUUCCAGCAAAAUGCAUGUAUCCGAAGAGAAAUCAAGAAGAGACCACUCUUCCGCUCUUGCGUGAUCCUCAUGCCAUACCUGCAGACCCUGGGGGGCAGCCCUGCAGUACCAACAACUGAAUCCAUCACCUCACAUGUUUUAACUCCAACUGUUGUUACCUCUCCAAACUUCUAUCCUGAAACGUGGAUUAGCAUGGAUCCCUCUCAGGACUUCGUUCAAGUGCCUGUUUCAAAGGAAGACAAAAGCUACAGAACCAUUUAUAAUCUCUUUCAUAAGACUGUGCCAGAGACAAAAUACAGAAUUUUGAAGAUACUGAGAGUUCAAAAUCAGUUUUUGUGGGAGAAAUACAAGAGAAAAAAAGAAUACAUGUCUAAAAAAAUGACAGGAGUUGACAGGAUCUUGAAUGAAAGACAUUUGUUCCACGGGACAUCCCAAGAAGUUGUUGACGGUAUUUGUAAGCACAACUUCGAUCCCCGGGUAUGCGGAAAGCAUGCCACCAUGUUUGGCCAAGGCAGUUACUUUGCCCGGAAAGCAAGCUACUCCCAUAACUUCUCCAAGCGGUCACCCAAAGGGAUUCAUUACAUGUUUCUGGCUAAAGUGUUGACGGGAAGAUACACAGUUGGCAACCACACUAUGAGGAGGCCGCCUCCUGUCAACCCUGCCAGCAUCACCAGCGACCUGUAUGACUCCUGUGUGGACAACUACUUUGAGCCUCAGAUCUUUGUUAUUUUUAAUGAUGACCAGAGCUAUCCCUAUUUUGUUAUCCAAUAUGAAGAAGUUAGCAACACUGUUGUGAUCUGAAAAAAAUACAUAUAUAUUUCAUGUUGAUAAGUUAUUGUAACAAACUUUAACCUGAUAUUUGUAGAUUGGCCUCCUUCAUUGGAAAGAGAGGAGAGGAGAAGCAAUGUUGGACCUUUUUCUGAGGGACAGGGUGGGGAAAUAAACAUUUUAUAAAACUCCUGACAAGA